Messenger RNA from Radiomyces spectabilis, 1778 nucleotides. RefSeq lists its product as uncharacterized. NCBI's taxonomy places the organism in Eukaryota, Fungi, Mucoromycota, Mucoromycetes, Mucorales, Radiomycetaceae. Gene Ontology annotation, cellular component: mitochondrion. The transcript is spliced from 10 exons. The coding region runs from base 27 to 1628 and encodes 533 amino acids. Gene Ontology annotation, molecular function: FAD binding; catalytic activity. The record is from RefSeq and is a predicted model, not a curated record.
CUUUCGUCUUUUCUCACUCUCUUCCCAUGAUACUUUCAGCCUCAACUAAACGCUUCAUACGCUCAAAAGUAUGGAUGCAUAGCACUUUGCCAAAAGCAGGUUUCCAAACAUCCGUGGCCUCCUGGAACCGACGUAUCGUGCCAUUAACUACUUCGAAACGUCCUGAACUUAAACGCCACAACCACUUCAAACAAAUCUCCCAAGACGAUUUGGAUUAUUUCCGCACCGUAUUAUCACCUAAUAAUAUUCUCCACGAUACAACCGAACAAACGCCUGGUUCCAGCUUUUGGCCUUUGAAUGUGGAUUUCUUUAAUCUAUACCGGGGUUCUUCAACUCUCUGUCUAUACCCCACCAACACCCAACAGGUCGCGGACAUUCUACGCUAUUGUAACACCAACCGAUUAGCAGUGGUGCCUCAAGGUGGUAACACAGGAGUCAGCGGAGGAGCUGUGCCUGUAUUUGACGAGAUUAUCAUCAAUAUGAGUAAGAUGAACAAUAUCCGCUCUUUCGACAACAUUUCCGGGGUCGUGGUGGUGGAUGGUGGUGUGGUACUGGAAGCAUUGGAUCAAUACCUGGCGGAAAAGGGAUUCAUGGUACCACUCGAUCUCGGCGCUAAAGGGUCUUGUCAGCUGGGUGGUAAUGUGAGCACGAAUGCUGGCGGCUUGCGAUUAAUGCGUUAUGGAAAUAUGCAUGGGAAUGUGCUUGGUCUAGAAAUCGUACUGCCAGAUGGUACAAUUGUGGAUAAUCUAUCAACCUUGCGCAAGGAUAACACGGGAUACGAUCUAAAACAGAUCUUCAUUGGCGCGGAAGGAACUUUGGGUCUUGUCACUGGUGUAUCAUUGCUGACUCCGCAACGUCCCAAGUCCACUAAUGUGGUCAUGGUGGCCAUGAAUACCUUUGAGGAUGUUCAACAGGCGUUCAAGAUGGCCAAACAGGAUUUGUCGGAAAUUUUGUCCGCAUUUGAGUUUUGGGACAAGGAGUCUAUUGACGUCGUAAAGAAGGGCAUGAAUCUCGAGAUCCCUUACCCUAUUGCCAGUGAUUCCAAGUUUUACGCAUUGCUUGAAUCGCAAGGCAGUAAUCAGGAACACGAUCAAGAGAAAUUGGAUAGUUACCUUGGACGACUUUUGGAAGCUGGGGUGGCCGUGGAUGGCGUCAUGGCCCAGGAUGCAAAACAGAUGAAUGCUUUGUGGUCUUGGCGCGAAAAGAUCCCCGAGGCGAUCAACAAUCUCGGCGCAGCCAUGACGUACGACUUUGCCAUGCCUGUACCGCUGUUUUACAAGAUGGUCAAUGACAGCAAGAAGUACUUUGAAGAGCGUGGUUUAUUAGGUGAAGGCAAGGUGUAUUCCAACCUUUUAGCAUUUGGCCACGUCGGUGAUGGAAACUUGCAUAUCAUGGCCAACGUGAAAGACUUUGAUCCCAAAAUUCACGAAAAUAUGGAUGACUUUGUGUUUGAGUGGGCUAUCAAACAUAAAGGCUCUAUUACCGCUGAGCACGGUAUCGGUAUCAGCAAAGUGAACUAUAUGACCCGCUGCAAGACUCCUGCUCAGUUGAAGAUGAUGCGAGCCAUCAAGGACACGUUCGAUCCAAACGGUAUCAUGAAUCCGUAUAAAGUCAUCCCUUCUCAGUAAUGCUGCCAGCUGCAGUCUCAAUAUUGAUCGUGUCAAAGGUAAAAAUGCCACUACGAGGUAUACAACAAAACUUAAAAAUGUGUAUCAUCAUCACUGGAACAAAUAAAAUAUUUGAAAAAUGCUGUGCUAUUUUUUCCAUCUUCCAACAAU